CUUUAUAGUUUGAUUGUGACGCCUUUAUUGUAUAUUCAACUGUAAUGUAAUUCAUGUGUUCGCGUAGAGUCGUAUUUUAUCACGGGGCUUCAUUUGCCUCCUCGUGUUUACAUCGAGGCAUUGCGCCGGCCUCCGUUCAAAAAAGCACCGGUUUAAUGUGGGCUGACUCUCCUCUCAGAACACCACUUAGCGGAUGUUCACGGCCGCGGUUGGGAAACUAACGCUUCACUAUAACACACCGUCAACAGCUUCUUUCACUGUGGCGUCUCCUCGCACCGAAGGCAGCCACGUGUUCGGUGCUACAUACCCCGACGCCGUGUCGUUAAAUGUCUCGGUUUUUACAGUGGAGUUCGGCGGGGCGCGCUGUGAGCGGGACACACGGCACCGCAGCCUAUAGGCGUCGCCCAGCGGCUGUGACGAACAUGACAAGCGCCCACGGCCGCGGCUCGUCACAGUAAAAGCAGCAACAUCUGAGUGGAGCAGCUCGUGGGACACAUCCGUGGGUUUGUUGUGCUGGAGUUGAAAGCUACAGACGUGGAUUUGUUGUGCUGGAGUUGAAAGCUACAGACGUGGAUUUGCAUGAGCACGCUGCUGAAUGGAGACGGGACUCCACGUUUUGCUGUACUGGCCCAAUAUUAUUGGAUACAUCAGGAUUGGCCUCGUGUUUGCUGCAUGGGCUGCCUCUGAGACACCAGCAGCCUUCGUCCCUCUUUACUCAGUCUUCAUAGCACUUGAUGGAGUGGAUGGGUGGCUGGCGAGGAGGCUGGGCCAGAGCUCCAGGUUCGGGGCCUGGCUGGACGUAGUGGUGGACAAUCUGGGGAGAGACAUGCUGUGGGGCCUGCUGUUUGAGUGGGGUUGGCUGGUGUCUGCACUGGAGUGGUGUGUGUUUGUGUGUAACCACAAUCCCAGAGGUGACAACUGGAAGAACAGCUUCACCAGCAGCCCUCGGUUCAUACAGGUCGUCAUGGCAAACGGGUUCCGGACACCACUGGGCACAUGGGUGGUGAGCGGGCUGCACUGCCUCCCUCUGUGGCUGUAUGGGUAUCAGUGGGGUUUCCUGUCUCACUGGUUAUAUCUACCUCUCUGGAUCCAGGCCCUGGGGACCAUGCUGCUGGCUGCAGGGCGCCUACUGGCUCUGUCUGCCGAGAUCUGGUGUAUAUGGACACACAUUGAAUAUCUCACCAAUGAUGAGCCAGAGGAGAAAAAGAACUGAAAGCCUCUCAGCAGAGUCGGCUUUCACUGUCCUGUCUACACCCUGAUGUUAUUCCAUCACUUUUAGAUAAACAACGGUCAGGAUUACAUUCCCUACUAACUGAAAACUUUGGGUUAAAACAUGUAUCGGUGAAUAUGAUCACUUUUGAGUUUUGGUUAUCCUCUGCUGAAAUAAAAGGUGUGGCUAAUCUCACCUCUCCCACACUGUCAUGUGAGAGUGUGAUGCAGACUGUGGACAAUGAGAGACUCAGGGAGAAGAAGCCUCUUCAGCUUGUUUAACUGUUCGAAUGAAUACAGGAAUUUUAGAACUGUUAUUUAUUGGAAACACAGUGCCACAGAGUCCAGUUACUCUUCAAUCAGAGAAACAAGAGGAGUCAAAGAAACAUUUUGAGACAGGAACGUCAGCAGGCCAGUUAAAAGUGUAAAAGUACCUAAACACUGACCGGCCAAAAUAUCCUCACUUUCCAUAAAUGUCCUCCCUCCGUAAGGUCUAUGCUCAAAUUGGGUCCCCACAAAUAUGUAAGUACAAGUACACACACACCACUUUGUGUUAGUGAUAGGACUCUUACUACCAAAGAGAGGUUGCGUGUGCACAUAGCUCAUAACGAUACAAAGCAGUAAGUCAGUAUAAAAGGGAUUCAGAUUGUGUAACACUGUAGUAGAAGUAAAGUGCACUGUACACCUGCUGCAAAAGACAUGAAGUGGCUGUUUGUAAGUGCUCAAAGAAGUGUUCGAUAUCUUAACUGGAGCUAUUACAAACUGUUACUAACUUUAUAUAUGCAAAGAUGCAUGCAGUUAGAUGAUGAUAUAUUUAAUGUCUUAUUAAUGAGAAAUACUGGGAACCAAUAAUGUUUUUUAGUUGAAAUAUAGAUUUAUUUUUGUUAUGUUCUGUUGACUGUUUUUUGCUUUAGGCUGCAAUAUUCUUAUCAUUAUUGUUAUUUUUUCAUUAGUCUUAAGUUUACAAUAAAAAACUGUCUGUGAAACCUCA
Messenger RNA from Hippoglossus stenolepis (Pacific halibut), 2200 nucleotides. RefSeq lists its product as uncharacterized. Gene Ontology annotation, biological process: phospholipid biosynthetic process. The coding region runs from base 596 to 1213 and encodes 205 amino acids. The record is from RefSeq and is a predicted model, not a curated record. Lineage: Eukaryota; Metazoa; Chordata; Actinopteri; Pleuronectiformes; Pleuronectidae. The transcript is spliced from 6 exons. Gene Ontology annotation, cellular component: membrane. Gene Ontology annotation, molecular function: phosphotransferase activity, for other substituted phosphate groups.